Angiostrongylus costaricensis is the source of this 2238-nucleotide messenger RNA. The record is from the annotation of a GenBank genome assembly. NCBI's taxonomy places the organism in Eukaryota, Metazoa, Nematoda, Chromadorea, Rhabditida, Metastrongylidae.
AUGGCACAUGUCCUCUUUAGCGUGCAACUUGGCCUUGACUCCCUUCUCUCUGACUAUGGACUCGAGGCUGUUUUAUCUCGCCCUAACAUAGUUGACGACAAGGGAUUGCUUUUCGGCUCUCCCAGUUCCACUUCCUCGUCUCCUCCACUUUCUGAUUCUCCUUGUGAUCAGGUGAAAUCUGGUUAUUAUUUAAUUUGCACUUUAUUUAGUUCUUAUGCUCUGUUUAGAAUUCUAACACCAACAACCUCUGGUGAGCGCGCAUCGCAUUAUUGUCAAGAAUGUACUCACUAUCUUUGUACCAACUGCACAAUGGCGCACCAAUAUAUGCAUUGCUUUGAGGGCCAUCGUGUGGAGCCCAUUUCUCAAGUACAGACGUCCAUGCCACCGUCGAGUACUACUCCUGCACACGAACGUUCUUGCAAAUGUUUGCAGCAUCGUGCACAGCCGUUGCGCUUCUUCUGUCUGACGUGCAACUUGGCCAUUUGUCGUGAAUGCACCCUUGUUGAACAUGCACAGCCGGCACAUCAGUACGAACCUAUUACGGAGGUUGCUGAGAAACAACUCAAUACGAUGGAGAUGCUAGUGAACGAAGCGCGUAACAAGCAUAUGGACCUUUUAGAAAUGUUCAAACAGGUCGAUGCCGCUCAACAGCGACUAAGUGCAAGCCUAGGUCGCGCUCACUCACAGCUUGAUGAAAACGUUAAUGCUCUUUUACGCAUCGUCGAAGAUGCGCGCAAAGCUGCAUCCAAGGAGAUCGACGCUGCUUUCUCCGCCAAACAAAUUCAACUUACCAUGGUAGAUAAACGCAUCCAGCAAAUGACAGAAAAACUUAGUCAAACUAUCGACUUCACAACGAGGCUUGUCAAGUAUGCGUCUCCCACCGAGGUCAUGGUGUUCAAACAGCUGUUAGACACUCGACUCCAACUUUUCCUGGCGUUCAAUCCUGACGCAUCCAAUGCUUUGGGAUCAUCAUGCGAGCUUGAGUUUCCACCACUUAACGUCUCAAGUGCCCGCCAGACCAUCCAAGGAUUGUUUGGCCAGGUGCGAGGAGGGCCAGCAGAUUGGAACGGACAAGCCAGCUCUCAAACAGGCAUGCCUCCAACACCAAUAGGAAGACCUCCAAGCAGACAACUUGUGCGUUCCCCUCCUCAGGCACACAGCGUUCCCCUUCCACCAAGUGUGUUUUCUGAUUCUAACAACUUCCUUCGCCCGAGAAAUGAAUUUGGAGGUUCUAGUCAAUCUCUUGGAAAUUUCGCCACCGACGACGCUUGUGGUUUGCCGGUCUACAAUCACUAUGAUAAGUGGUCGAUCGGUGUUGAACCUAGUCUUGGCAUGCUUGAGCCAGGAAAUAUGGAAGACGAGAAGAUAACCCUUUAUCCACCAAGUCGAUCACAGAUCAGUCGUCAAAAGAUGAUUUAUCAUUGCAAGUUCGGGGAGUUUGGCGUGAUGGAGGGUCAAUUUACGGAACCUUCUGGUGUGGCAGUGAAUGCGCAAGGUGACAUCGUUGUUGCCGACACAAAUAACCAUCGUAUCCAAGUUUUUGAUAAGGAAGGACGCUUCAAAUUCCAAUUUGGCGAGUGCGGCAAGAGAGAUGGACAGCUUUUGUACCCCAACAGAGUGGCUGUUAACAAGAUGACGGGUGAUUUUGUGGUAACUGAAAGGUCUCCUACUCAUCAGAUCCAGGUUUACAAUCAGUAUGGUCAAUUUUUACGGAAAUUUGGAGCGAAUAUUCUGCAACACCCUCGUGGUGUUUGUGUCGACAACAAAGGACGGAUAAUUGUGGUUGAAUGCAAGGUGAUGCGCGUGAUCAUUUUUGAUAUGUUCGGAAAUAUUCUGCAGAAGUUCAGUUGUUCUCGUUACCUUGAGUUUCCCAAUGGUGUCUGCACAAACGACAAGAAUGAAAUCCUCAUUUCAGAUAAUCGUGCCCACUGUAUCAAGGUGUUUUCAUAUGAAGGACAAUUUCUUCGUCAAAUUGGCGGUGAGGGGAUCACCAAUUAUCCAAUCGGUGUUGCUAUAAACACUAUGGGUGACGUUGUUGUGGCUGAUAAUCACAACAAUUUCAACUUGACGGUGUUUUCACAGGACGGAGCAAUGAUUGGUGCUCUGGAAUCGAAAGUGAAGCACGCGCAGUGCUUCGAUGUGGCUUUGGUGGAUGAAAGCAGUGUGGUUCUGGCAUCAAAGGAUUACCGUCUUUAUCUUUAUCGUUUCCAACGUAGUGCUGGAGGUGGUCAGCAAUAG